Molecule: messenger RNA, 4851 nt
Organism: Pseudoliparis swirei
Lineage: Eukaryota; Metazoa; Chordata; Actinopteri; Perciformes; Liparidae
Gene: tp53bp2a
Product: tumor protein p53 binding protein, 2a
Exons: 23
Coding region: 185-3733 (1182 amino acids)
Biological process (GO): signal transduction; regulation of apoptotic process
Cellular component (GO): nucleus
Molecular function (GO): p53 binding
Source: RefSeq, a predicted model, not a curated record
CCGAGCUACGCUGUCAGUCAACGGGGUUUCGGGCUGAUUACCUUGGCGCUCUCUGGUCGGGACUCCCAAGAGGAGAAAGUCGCCUCGCCAGUCGCGGGUUCAUGCUCCGGGAUUAAGUGAUCGCCAGUCUCACAGCUUUCGUCGAAACUGCCCCGUGGGGAUUCAUGCCGUGUUGGUGAGCUAAAUGCGGUACGAAGCUAAAAUGAUGCCGAUGUUCCUGACAGUAUACCUCAGUAACAAUGACCAGCAUUUUACUGAGGUUCCUGUUACCCCGGAGACGCUGUGCCGGGACGUGGUGGAGUUGUGCAAGGAGCCAGGGGAAGCAGACUGUCACCUCUCUGAGAUGUGGCGUGGAUCUGAGCGAGCUGUAGGUGACGGGGAGAGAAUGCUGGAUGUGCUCCAACGAUGGGGACAACACAGGGCAGAGGUGCGCUUCUUUCUGCGCCACAAUCGAGCCCCUGGCAGGGAAUCAGGCGGGCCAAGAGGCUCCGAGCAGAAGAGGAAUGGAGUGAAGGGUCCCCAAGACAGAAGAAUGGAGAAUGGGGUGGCAACACCCAGGAUGGACAUGACGCUGGCUGAACUACAGGAGAUGGCUGCCAGACAGCAACAACAAAUAGAAACUCAACAACAGCUCCUUGCUUCUAAGGAGCAGCGGCUGCGCUACUUAAAGCAGCAGGAGCAGCGGCAGCAGCAGCAAGCCUCUGAGCAGGAGAAGCUGCAGCGCCUCCGAGAGCACAUCGACAACCAGGAGACUCGGCUCAAGAAGGUCCGGGCCCUCAAGGGCCAAGUGGAGCAGAAACGCCUCAGCAAUGGCAAACUGGUGGAAGAGAUCGAGCAGAUGAACAACCUGUUCCAGCAGAAGCAGAGAGAACUAGUGAUGGCUGCUUCCAAGGUGGAGGAGCUUAGCCGUCAGCUGGAGUUGCUCAAAAAUGGCAAAAUGGAAAACUUCCAUGAAAAUCAGAGCUCGGCGGCUGAACUGGACCGUCUCUACAAGGAACUCCAGCUGAGGAACAAACUCAACCAGGAUCAGAACUCUAAGUUGCAGCAGCAGAGAGAAGGUCUGAACAAACGCAACCUGGAGGUGGCUGCGAUGGACAAACGGAUCAUUGAGCUCCGGGAUCGGCUUUGGAAGAAGAAGGCCGCGCUGCAGCAGAAGGAGAACCUGCCUCCUCAGAUGCCCUGUCAGUCAGAGCUCGCCCACGCCAACAAUGGCUACCCUGGAAAAGAGAGGGCUUCAAAGGACACACAUCUUCAGGUUCCCUCUGAUGGUCAAGCCGGACAGCAGUCGGGUCCGUCUCGUGUGGCGGCGGUUGGCCCGUACAUCCAGUCGUCCACCAUGCCCAGGGGCCCAGUGAGGCACGACCUACUCGUAAAACCGGCCCACCCAGACGGCGCUGCCACCCUUCCAGCCCACGAGCCACGGAGCAACGCAGCAGGAGCAGAGGAGUCUGGGACACCAGCUGGCUGUGAUGUCAGUCUGAGCUCAGAAGAAGCCAUGUUCUUGCUUCAGCCUCUGAAAGAGCUGCGGGCUAAGAGAAAAGCUCUUCAGCCAUCAAAGCUGGCAGACUGGGGCUCUUCAGGCUCAGAAUCCAACACCAACGGUCAUGGUCCAGCUUCAACACUGCCACGAGUGACCUCUCACUCCAACGCUAACACAGAACAAGAUGAGACGGAACUGAAGAGGGACAAGAAGGUGCGUCCAUUUUCCAUGUUUGAGCCAACUGAGGCUCCCACCAGCUCCCUACGCAAAAACCAGAGCAGUGAUGACCUGGUCAGGGAUGCUACGUUGGCUCCCAAAGCUCCAUUCAAGGUGCCUCCUCCUGUUCCCACGAAACCAAAAGGCCCUGGUGUGGUGCCCUAUGGCAAACCAGGUCUCAACACGGGCACCUUCCCCAAAACCAAGCCCCACAGCCAGCAGCCCCCGGCUGCACAGGGCCGCCACCCUCUCCCAUCCUCACAGAGCCAGACACUCCCCCUACCCUCCAAGCAAGACAUUCCACCUGCAGCCACUGUACGGCCCUUCACCCCAGAGCUGCCCGGCUCCAAAGACGGCAGCAUCAAUAAGCCCCAGACCGUAGCGGCCAGCUCCAUUUACUCCAUGUACACCCAGCAGCCCGGCUCGGGGAAGCCCUUCAGCCAGCCGGUUGUGCAGGGCGCGCUCAACAGGUCUCAGACCCGCACCAAUGGAUUUGUCAGUGUGUAUGGCAAACCGGUAAUCCCUGGUGGAGGCUCCCUACAUCCAGAGAACCCUUACAUGGACCGGCGGUCCCCCGUCUUAGAAACGGACGUUGACUAUAAUGUACCCAACAACGUCGGUCCCAGCCCGUCUGAGGGUCCCCAAACGGAAACAGAUCGCAUCCCGAGGCCCCUCAGCCCCACCAAGCUGCUUCCCUUCAUUUCCAAUCCCUACAGGCAUCAGAGUGAUGGCGACCUGGAAGCCCUGAGGAAGAAGCUCUACAACGCACCAAGGCCCUUGAAGAAACGCAGCUCCAUCACUGAACCAGAGGGUCCUGCAGGGCCCAACAUUCAGAAACUCCUCUACCAGAAGACCACGCUGGCAGCCAUGGAGACUGUGACUACAACAACGACUCUAACCUAUGCCGGGGAAGCAGAGAAAGCAGCAGAGGGAUCAGUGGGGUCACAUGUUCCAGGCAAUCUGAGUGGUGCGGAGAGCCACCCGUCAGCGACGGGACGGACUCUGGAGGGAGGACAGCUGCCAGCUCACAUCCCAGGUGCUAAAGUCCCCGUUUCAGGCCCGACUGAACAGACCAAACCACCUUCAGCCUUCCACGAGCGCGAGGACAUUAUCCCACCGCCUCCCCCGUCCCACCCAGCCCCCAGGCCAGAUGAUGCUCUUUUCCCACCACCAUCCUUAGCUGGCUUGGAGGAUUCAAUGGCCAACCUGCCUCCUCCACCUCCGGAAGGCUUCCUGGAAGAGUUCCCCCCCUACCCACCACCCCCAUACCCCAGUGGAGCAGAGCAGGACAGCUUGGGAGAGGACACCUUUAACAUGACGGCCCCGGAGGUCACUGGCCAGGUCACGCUGCCACCGGGAAAGAGAACCAACUUGCGCAAGCUUGGCUCUGAACGCAUUGAUCACGCCAUGAGAGUCAAAUUCAACCCACUGGCUCUGCUGCUGGACUCUUCUCUGGAGGGAGAAUUUGACCUGGUCCAGAGAAUCAUCUAUGAAGUGCAAGAUCCCAGUCAGCCCAACGAUGAAGGAAUCACUGCCCUACACAACGCGGUCUGUGCCGGACAUACAGAGAUUGUCAAGUUUCUGGUUCAGUUUGGUGUCAACGUCAAUGCUGCAGACAGCGACGGCUGGACACCUCUUCACUGUGCUGCGUCCUGUAACAAUGUGCAAGUGUGCAAGUUCCUGGUGGAGUCCGGCGCAGCAGUGUUCGCAAUGACUUACAGUGACAUGCAAACGGCGGCUGAUAAAUGUGAAGAGAUGGAGGAGGGCUACACCCAGUGCUCCCAGUUCCUCUAUGGUGUGCAAGAGAAGAUGGGCAUCAUGAACAGGGGAGUGGUCUACGGCCUGUGGGAAUACAACGGCGAGAACCCUGAUGAACUGAAGUUCCGCGAGGGAGACUGCAUGACCAUCGUUCGAAGGGAGGACGAGGACGAGAUCGAAUGGUGGUGGGCGCACAUGGGUGACACUGAGGGGUACAUUCCCCGCAACCUCCUCGGGCUCUAUCCCAGAAUAAAGCCAAGGCAUAGAACCCUUGCUUAAAACGCCACGCAUCCCAGUGUGCCAAAACUCUCCAAAACACACACACACACACACACACACACACACACUCUCACACACUCACGUUAACAGACUGGGGAAGAGAAGGACACUGCUGAGGUGAAGAGAUGGAGACAGACCAAACAAUAUGAAGGAUCAACUAUGAACUCUUUCUGGCACUUUUUUUCUGUACCGACAGCAGAGGGAUUCUCCCUCACUUAUUUUUCCAGGCCAAUCUGUGUACUAUGUACUUAAGACGCUAUUUACAUUGUUUCCUUUUAUUCCGCUGUUUAUGAAAUGAGUGUCUGCAACUUUUUCUUAACUGACAGAAACACAAAUGUUGGGAUAUAAAUGGAACAAGCGGGAUUGUUAUUGCGGGACCUUUUUACACUUUUAAAUAGUCUUUUAAAACUACUCUGGGCUCAACAUUGCAUGAGCUGAACAAGUGGAUGAUGAUGAUGAUAAUGAAGAGGUUUUUACAAAUGCUCUGUGACAGAGACAAUCUUUGGGGCGCCUGUUUUUCAUCAUCUGUGUGGAGUGACUGCCUCUUGUUAACAGCACUAGAGGAGUAACGUCUCAGUUGUGACCAUCACUGUUAUAAAGAAGAAGAGAAAACAAUUAGAUGAUCGGUGAAAAGAAAUGGUGAUGAAUCUUUUGAUCUAUUGCUGUUUAUACCCGGAAAGCCAAUCUGCUUUCUUGCUUUUUGGUCGAGAUGCCAUAGAUACUCAUGUAUUUGUACGUCUUAAAAUGAGUGAAAAGUUACCGUAGCAAUUAUAUUGUUAUAAAAAUGGACUUUGAUGUCAUGCAGUAUGAAAAAUUAUAUUUUAUUACAGCCAUUUCAUGACGAUAUAAUAAUGUAAGAAGGCAAACGUAAUACCAGAACGCUUUGUAAUAAGCAGUAAGCAAAGAGGAUGCUGUAUCAUAAGUCAGAAACAAUAUUUCCAGUCCAAAAAAAAAUGAAAAAGAGAGAACUUAUAGUAUGAGUUCUCAGGACCAUCACUUAUCUGUCAAAGCAGAUGUAUUUAUUUUUGUUACCUUUUUCUUUAGCUCUUUUGUCAGUACUAUAACCACAAAUGUACUGCAGUAUUUCAAACAUUUACAAUAAAAUACUUUGUACUAAG